This is a messenger RNA of Sorghum bicolor (sorghum), 1467 nucleotides long. Its product is annotated as WUSCHEL-related homeobox 9. Gene Ontology annotation, biological process: plant organ development. Gene Ontology annotation, molecular function: DNA-binding transcription factor activity; DNA binding. The transcript is spliced from 2 exons. Bases 380 to 1036 code for a protein of 218 amino acids. NCBI's taxonomy places the organism in Eukaryota, Viridiplantae, Streptophyta, Magnoliopsida, Poales, Poaceae. The record is from RefSeq and is a predicted model, not a curated record.
CCACCUCUUGAGCUCUUCUCUCCUCGCAUAGUUCGAGAAAGGAAAGGAAAACAAAAGGAAAGCACCGAGACCUUCGAAUCCGCUACAGCCACUGCCACGACCACGGCCUCGAUCGGCACUGCCCCGGCCUGCGCCGGUUAUAUAAGUACCCCCUCUGCGCAUCUAUUGAUUUCAGCAUUUCCUCUGACCGGAAGAAGAUCCCGGAAGCAACCAAAUCAGAAGCAGAAGCUAGCUAGCUAGUAGUGAUAUUUUGCAUUCGUUCAUCGAUCUUUCUCAAACCCACAUAUAUAGCUGAAGCAAAUCCGAUCCACACUUGGGGGGAGUAGUGUAGCUACGAUCGAUAUAUAUCUAUAGGUACUGAUCGAGAUCGACGACGAUCAUGGAGGCGCUGAGCGGGCGGGUAGGCGUCAAGUGCGGGCGGUGGAACCCUACGGCGGAGCAGGUGAAGGUCCUGACGGAGCUCUUCCGCGCGGGGCUGCGCACGCCCAGCACGGAGCAGAUCCAGCGCAUCUCCACCCACCUCAGCGCCUUCGGCAAGGUGGAGAGCAAGAACGUCUUCUACUGGUUCCAGAACCACAAGGCCCGCGAGCGCCACCACCACAAGAAGCGCCGCCGCGGCGCGUCCUCCCCCGACAGUGGCAGCGGCAGCGGCAGCGGCAGCAACGAGGAAGACGGCGGCCGUGCUGCUGCCGCCUCGCACGACGCCGAGGCCGACGUCGACCUCGUGCUGCAGCCGCCAGAGAGCAAGCGGGAGGCCAGAAGCUACGCCCACCAUCAUCACCGGCUGGCCGUGACAUGCUACGUCAGGGACGUGGUGGAGCAGCAGGAGGCGACGUGGGAGCGGCCGACGAGGGAGGUGGAGACGCUGGAGCUCUUCCCUCUCAAGUCGUACGUGGACCUGGAGGCGGCGGAGAAGGUCCGGUAUGUCAGGGGCAGCGCCGCCAGCGAGCAGUGCAGGGAGUUCUCCUUCUUCGACGUCUCCGGCGGCCGGGAUCCGCCACUUGAGCUCAGGCUCUGCAGCUUCGGUCCCUACUAAAUCGACCAUCGGCGCAAUAUGCAUGCACGUACCAACUGUGUGGCCUUGUCGCACGCAUCAUUGUGUAGUCCUUGGUUCUAGUAGCUAAUACCGACAUGAAAAGAUGUGUCAGAUGAAAUACGGCAUAAGCUGAUGUACGUACGCGCUACCAACGACGUUGCAUGAAGAAUCUGAGAGGAUCAGGGAAAGAGCAUGCAGCUGAGAUUUCAGCUGCCUUUUCGUUGAUCUUUUCAUCAUGAGAGAGUACUGCAUGCGUGCCACUUCUUUCGUUCAUUUCUGGUGCUACCUUCAUGGCAUACUAAAAUUAAUUAACCUUGUGCUCACUACUGAUGACAUAUCUAAAUUCCAUAGUCAUUUUCAAAUUUACCUAUAUAUGGUAAUUAUAUACCUAUAUAUGGUAAUUCCUGUAAUGUAGUCAGUUUCGACCGGUC